Messenger RNA from Diachasmimorpha longicaudata, 8440 nucleotides. RefSeq names its product slit (gene sli). NCBI's taxonomy places the organism in Eukaryota, Metazoa, Arthropoda, Insecta, Hymenoptera, Braconidae. Gene Ontology annotation, biological process: axon guidance. The coding region runs from base 1176 to 5699 and encodes 1507 amino acids. The record is from RefSeq and is a predicted model, not a curated record. Gene Ontology annotation, molecular function: heparin binding; Roundabout binding; calcium ion binding. The transcript has 28 exons.
GCAGUCUCGCUCCGGAUUGGUCGACAGUAGAUCCGCGGCAAAGCAUCUCAGACCACAGACCAGUUGAGCGCGAGGUCUCGCUUCGAGCGGUUGUGCGAAGGAGCUGUUACUGACGCCGUUUCAAUAUUUUGUGAAGUUAUCCCUUACGAUCAUAAAGAAAAUUAACAAAGGUUUUCUCGCGAGUUUUUGAGUUACGGUUGAAUAAGUGUGAAUGUUUGUUUUAGUUUUCUGUUUAUAAAACUUGGAACUAUUGUGAGAGGAAGAAGUUUCAGUUAUUCUUGAGUUAUGAGUUAUUGAACGUGAUUUUGAGAUAUUAAAAAUAGUGAUUAUAUUAUUUGUUUAUUACAAGUGGCUUUGGAUUUUUUUUAUUGCUGGAGUUGGGAGAGUUAUCAUCGGUGAAAACUGGUGAUGCCUACGCACAUUCCGAAUUCCUCAUCAAGCAGAGCAAAGUAGCGCCUUCAUCAAUGUAAACCCCGCCUUAAAAAACGCAAACCUCGAUAACCCACAGCCUCAUAAACUUUAAUUCCACAAUCAAUAACCCCCAUUCCCUCCACCUUAGGUGGUAUCCCAGUGAAAAAAAAAAUCACCAAUUAAACUUCUCCUUGUAACAAGUGAAUACGUACCCUGCAAAUAGGGUACGUUUAUAAAAUCGGACAUUGAACAGCAUCAAGAUAAAGUCACCGGCCUUGCCCCAACGGGAUGAGCAGGAUCGGGUACUGGGGUUAGUGGUGGACACCGGUGUAGGCGAGGCAGGGUCCAACGGCCGAGAAGGGGGCCCUGUACUUGGCCCCCCAACGGGCCAGUCAGAUGCUGUAGAACCACCAGUAUCUGCGGCAAACGUUGCCAAUGCUGUUCCCCUGGCUUGCAAUACUCCUAACAAAUUCAACGAAAGAUCACCAUUGAACAUUAGUGUCAAUCCACGAGUUAUCGAAUCAUCUGAAUAUCAACCAAUUACACAUAUUCAUCCCAGUGAACAAAGCCUAGAAGCUGUGAUCAAUCGUUCUAGUGUCCAACAGUUUAACGGACAAUUGAAUAUUUGCACCAGAGUGAUUGUUCCAUCUCAGAACAUUGAUCGUGUUACAAACAUCAGCGAUAACAAACGCUCCCGAAAAUUCGUGGAAAUACUCGAGGGAUCUAACGAGAAGGUCAAGAGUGUAAACGAGAAGCUACUCGCUAUGGCACGUGCCAUGACACCAAGGUGGUCGAUGCGCCUGUUGGGCAUCAGUUGUGGUUCGGUGGUUUGCGCCUGGGGACUGCUACUUGUACUGUCUGUGCUUGGUGGUGCUUCACCCAGCACUGAUUUAGGGGAUUUUGACUUUGAUAAUGCUGGUACUAUGGAGGAUCUCAAUGGAGGGAGAUGCCCGUGGGCGUGUUCCUGCCAGGGACAGGAGCUUGACUGCGCGGAGAGAGGACUUACUCAGGUGCCGGGGGAUUUGACUGUGCUCGCCGAAAAACUAAAUCUCGAGGGCAACAACAUCUCCGUAAUCUUCAAAACAGAUUUCGAGGACAUGGCGACACUUCAUCUUCUUCAGUUGUCAAACAAUCAGAUCCACACGAUCGAGCGGGGUGCAUUCAAGGAUCUCGUGGCGGUAGAGAAGCUAAAGCUCAACAACAAUCAGAUUCGAUACCUGCCAGACACCCUCUUCACCAACAUGAUGAAUCUACGGAAAUUAGAUUUAAGUCACAAUCAAAUUGCAAUGGUGGGACCGAAGACACUUCGUGGAGUCUCAGCAUUGAAACACCUAUUACUUGACAAUAAUGUUUUGACAUGUAUCGACGAGGGGGCAAUCAGAGAACUAAAGGAUUUAGAAAUUUUAACUUUGAACAACAAUAAACUGACUACCCUUGGUAAGGAGAUGCUCUUCGGUUUAUCUCGUUUACGUACACUCAAACUAACUGACAACUUUCUGGCCUGUGACUGUCACCUUGCCUGGUUGUCGAGGCACCUCAAGAGCAUGCCACGACUUGGCCAGCAUACCAAAUGUGCCUCACCGGCUCACCUCAAAGGACAAGAGCUUGCCAAUUUACAGGAGCACGAAUUCAAGUGUUCAGGCCUUGUUGAACUCCGCUCUGGUUCAGAGUGCACUGCUGAGCCGCAAUGCCCUCACCCGUGCAGAUGCGCCAGUGGAAUAGUUCAUUGUCGAUCGACUUCCUUGGAGAAAGUGCCUACACACUUGCCCGAGGACACAAUUGAAUUACGGUUGGAGCAAAAUUCAAUCACUGAAAUACCACCGAAGGCAUUUUCUCCCUACAGGAAAUUAGUGAGAAUUGAUUUGAGCAACAACAAAAUUAAAAAAGUUGCAGCAGACGCAUUCCACGGACUGAAAUCGCUUGAAUCUCUUGUUCUCUACGGAAAUAAAAUCACCAAGCUACCCGCCGGCAUAUUCCAGGGAUUAACUAGUUUGCAGUUGCUUCUGCUGAAUGCUAACGAUAUAUCCUGCAUACGAACUGAUCUGUUUCGUGAUCUGACUAGUCUGACGCUAUUGUCGUUAUAUGACAACAAUAUUAAGUCACUUGCUAAUGGAACUUUCAGUAAUUUACGGAGUAUCAGAACAUUACAUUUAGCGAAAAAUCCAUUCAUCUGUGACUGCAACUUGCGCUGGCUGUCCCUCUAUCUCCACGAACAUCCAAUCGAGACAUCGGGAGCAAAAUGUGAAUCACCAAAACGCACUGCCAAACGGAAGAUUGACGUGAUGCGGGAUGAAAAGUUCAAAUGUAAGGGUGAUGAAAAAUUACUUACCAAGAGGGCUGGUGAAUGCAUUCUGCCGGGUGCGUGUCCCUCCCCGUGCACUUGUAAUGGAGCUACUGUUGACUGUUCGGACAAGAAACUUACUUCGAUACCUAAGGAACUGCCUGUUUAUACGUCAACGUUAUUGCUCGGGAACAACGAAAUCGAUAAAAUAAAAGCAGACGAUCUCUUCGAGCGAUUACCCGAUCUUCAACACCUCGAUCUACGCCGAAACAAAAUCACCAGAAUCGAAGCAUCCGCCUUCAAGGGUGGACACAAGCUUACUGAACUUCUUCUAUCGGAUAACAAACUCAGGGAGGUGCACAAUAAAAUGUUCACCGGCCUGACAAAUUUGAUAACACUUAACCUGACGGGAAAUGCAAUCACCUGUGUAAUGCCUGGAUCUUUCGAGGGGCUCGCCCACAUUCGCAACAUUGACAUGCAGGGAAAUCCGCUAUCAUGCAACUGUUAUCUUGCUUGGUUCGCUGAGUGGCUCAGGACUCGUGAUAUGCCAGGCACCAUAGGGAGAUGCCACGAUCCACCAAGACUGAAGGACGCCCAUGUCAAAGACAUUCCGAGGCACGAGUUCAAGUGCAACAGUGAUAGCGUUGGCUGUCUCGGAGAUGAUUAUUGCCCACCGAGGUGUCACUGCGCUGGCUCGGUUGUCAGUUGCUCAAGAUCCCAUCUCACUGAAAUACCUCGAGGUAUACCCCCAGAGACCACUGAGCUGUAUCUAGACGUCAAUGAUAUAAAAACAAUUCAACCCGAGAGACUUAGCCACCUGAGAAUGCUCACUAGAUUGGAUCUGAGUAAUAAUCAGAUUGGAAUGCUUGCCAACGAUACGUUUAGGAAUUUAACAAAAUUAUCGCACUUAAUAAUCAGUUACAAUAAACUGCAAUGUGUUCAGCGAAACGCCUUAUCAGGAUUAAAAUCGUUAAGGAUAAUUUCCCUCCACGGAAAUGACAUUUCGGUGAUUCCGGAAGGGACGUUCGAUGAAUUAGAGUCGAUAACACACCUAGCUUUAGGGUCGAAUCCACUCUAUUGCGACUGUCACAUGCGGUGGCUGGCAGAGUGGGUGAAGAAAGACCAGGACGUUGAGCCUGGCAUUGCCCGGUGUAUGGAGCCGCCUGCCAUGAAGGAAAAAUUAUUACUCACGGCCCCUGCUAGCGCCUUUCUAUGCAAAACCAAACAACAGCCUGCCGAGGUCUUGGCAAAGUGCGAUGUGUGCUACACAUACCCAUGCCAGAACGGAGGAUUAUGUGAGACAUUACCGGACAGGAAGUUCAAUUGCAAGUGCACGCCAGGAUAUCACGGGGACAGGUGUCAACAUAAAAUUGACGCGUGCUAUGGAAAUCCUUGCAGGAACGCCGGAACUUGCAAAGUACUGGAGGAAGGAAGAUUCAGUUGCGACUGCGCCCCCGGUUACGAGGGUCUCCGAUGUGAAAACAAUGUCAACGACUGUCAGAACAACAAGUGCGCAAACAACGCAACCUGUGUGGACCUCGUACAGGCCUACAGAUGCGACUGUACACCGGGAUACAUGGGAGAAUACUGCCAGGAGAAAAUACCCUUUUGCUCAAAAGGACAUGAUCCAUGUGAGAACGGAGGACGGUGCGUCGACCACAGGACCCACUACAGCUGCGAGUGCCCGAUCGGCUUCACAGGACUUAAUUGUUCCACAAACUUGGAUGACUGUAUUGAUCAUCUGUGCCAGAACGGUGCUACUUGCAUCGAUGGCAUAAACAAUUACGAAUGUAAAUGCCCGGCGGAUUAUACAGGAAGAUACUGCGAGGCAGCGCCAUCGACAGCCAUGCUCUACCCACAAACAAGUCCAUGUGCACAUCAUGAUUGCCAGCAUGGCGCUUGCUUCCAGCCUUCCUCUGAUUCCGCCGCGGGUUAUCUCUGCCAGUGCCAUCCCGGUUAUACUGGAAAACGAUGCGAGUACCUGACGAGCCUGAGCUUCGUGGAUAACAGCUCGCUGGUCGAGCUUGAGCCGCUUCGUACGAAGCCCGAGGCUAAUGUGACCAUCGUCUUCACAACCACCCACGAAAAUGGUGUUAUACUGUACAAUGGAGUGGACCAGAGUGGUGAACACAUUGCAAUCGAACUGUUCAAUGGUCGUGUACGUGUUUCUUAUGACGUCGGAAAUUAUCCAACCUCAACGAUGUACAGCUACGAGAUGGUAUCAGAUGGCAAGCCGCACAUGGCUGAACUCAUUGCCGUUAAGAAGAACUUUACGUUGAGGGUGGAUAGGGGACCUGCCAGGAGUAUUAUUAAUGAGGGCACCAGGGAGUACUUGAAGCUCAAUUCACCCAUGUUUGUUGGUGGCAUCACGUCUGAUGUUGCCAGUGUUGCGUUCUCACAAUUUCAUUUGAGAAAUGUCACCAGCUUCCAAGGAUGCGUUUCGGGAAUGUGGAUAAAUCACAAAAUGGUGGACUUCAGCAAUGCAGCAAAAAUGCACCGAGUGACUCCAGGAUGUGCCGCCAACGACGAAGAGGCUGACGAGGCUGAAAAAGAACCUGCAACACCAUUGCCAAUCAAAGAGGACAACCUUGACGAUUCUCUCCAACACGAACACGUUGUGCAUGAUCAUUCUGAAAUUGUGGCACUACCCGGCGCGAGUGUUGCCGAUCCCUGUACGGGACACGAGUGUCGUAAAGGAUCUCAAUGUGUUCCAGCACCCUUUGGCAACGGAUACACAUGCCGAUGUCAAAUUGGAUGGCAGGGGAGAUACUGUGAGAAAGCGCCAACAUGCAGAAAGGAGCAUACACGAGAGUAUUAUAGCGAGAACGGCUGUCGUAGUCGACGACCAGUGAAAUUGGCUAAAUGUUGGGGCAGCUGUGGCAAUUCUUGUUGCCUGCCGCGCAAAACUAAACGUCGCAAGGUUCGUCUAAUUUGCAAUGAUGGCAGACGGUAUACGAAGGAUGUGGAUUUAAUUCGCAAGUGCACCUGCACUCGCAAAUGCUACUAAAUAUCCAAAAAAGAAGAAGAUACAGCCGCACAACUGCCCGACUCUCAACUGCCUACACCCGGCAAUUCAGCUGAUGUCAACGAAAACACCGAGUAAAAACCCCAUUUUAUGAAUUUAUACGUCAAAAAGAAACGAAGAAUAACUGCUAAUUAAUUGAGUGAGUGGACGCAGUGCGGGCGAAAAAUGAUGGACACACACAGCCGGCUCAGUGUGAUAUGUAUUAUUAAGUAAUGAUAACUAAACAUAGCGAUAAAUAAUCGGUAUUCGAGCAUCUAUAUGCAUAUUGGAAUAUUUGUAUGAGAUAAAAAAAAAUUCUAGGAUUAAAAUUGUAAAUUCGUGGGUAUCCAUAUUCUUUUCUAAUGCAGGCAUGGGUACGAGCGAUUUUAGUACGAUGAGAAUGCUCUUCGAUAGAGUGCAUAACUUUGUAACGAUGGAACGAUGAAUCCUGAAAAGUCACGUCGAAGUUAAUUGUUAUUAUAUAAUUUCUGUAGUGAAGUAAUGGAAACAGGUGAGUCAAGAAAAAUAGAGAUUAUUCAGUGAAUAGAUGUAAAACUCCUGAAUUCCACUUUUCAGUAUAACAUUUUAUAUUUCAAAUUUAUUUAAGCUAUUUUAUACAUCAGUAUGAAUUCUGGCUCGUUGAUAUUCAGUACUUUACUACUGAUUUUAAUUAGUGUUCACCUGUUGUUUUGGACACAUUUGAGCGCUUUAUGUGUAAAAUAAUCACUUGAUUCAUUAAAUAAGUGACAUCGCUCUCCUGCCUUGGAAUUGAAAACGUAAGGUGCGAUGAUGCGAAAUGUAUUUUCAGGCAGUGAAUGGCUGGGGAAAUUAAUUAAUCAUCAAAAGUUGAGAAGAAUGAAAGGAAAAUGAAAUAAGUACGUAUAAUGUUUUUGCUUUUUUCGUUGAAGUAAUUCGGGAGCAGAAUGUCAAAAAUACUUUCCAAGGAUAAUUCUCGUCGAUAAAAAGACUCGUUUAUAGUCUUACACGACUCAUUCCUCAAAUCGCUUAAUGAGUAGAAGAUAAAUAUUCAACUUGAAAUACUUUCCCCCUCAUUGAUUAAAAUUAAUGUGAAUCGUUUUUUCAUAACAAUUUCGUUUUUCUCAUCGAAUCCCAUCAACCCAGCACAGACUGCUCAUAUUUAUCCCUUAUUUAUUCACCAUCGACGAUGGUUUUUUUAAUAAUUCUAAAAAUGGAAAAAAAAUGAAAAAAAAACUAUUUACCCAUAAAUUAUAUUUUUCUUUAGCAAAAAUCGUGUUUAAAAUUCUCUCUUUUUUAUAUAUAAAUAAAAAUGAAAUAAAAAAAUUGAUACAUCUAUUUACUUAAAAAAAAACUAAAAAAAAUAUUGAAAGUAAAUUAAACAAAAGUUGUAUCUAAAUACGCCUAAGUUAAUUGUUUUAAUUUACAGAGAGACCGAACAGAACGCAACAAUAGAUGUAUUAUAGAUAUAAUUUAUUAAGUUCCUUUUUUACUGUACAAUGUUUUUUUCAUGGUAUUAAUAGUCUAAGAUGCUCUACAAUCAGUUAUUACGUUGUACUGUGAGUUUUGACAACUACUGACAUUUUAAUUUUAAUUAAUCAAUUAAAUUAUCUUCACACAGCUGGCUACACGAAAAUCAUACUACAUUAUUCGUAAAGAGUUAAGGCUACUGUCACUUCUGUCAUUUACAACAACAAAAAAAAAACGAUUCUGACCAAUUAAAGAAAAACAGUGAGACAUUGACGGUAAACGUAUCUAAUAAAUUAAUUGAAUUAAUUAACGGAGAGAGGGAAGGAGGCGAAACAAUGAUAGAUACGUCUUUGUGGACAAUAAUACUAACGGAACUGGGAAUAGGUGUCUAAGUUAACGGAUGAACAAAAUAAUGAACGAAAUGGAUAAAGCCAUCGAGGAUUGUGCUUCCUUCGGACUCCUACGUAACUAGAAUUACUUAUUCGCAAUCGAAUUUCACGAUAAGUGUUUCAUUUUUGUAUAAAAGAGGGAGAAAUCUGUGAGAAAAGAGCGACAGAAGACGAGUUGAAAAAUAAAUUGAAAUAGUUGAAUAACGUUGAGAAGCGGAAAUUGACAGAAGAAAUGUUGAAUUACUUUUUGAAGAGGAAACAGAUGUCGCUCAACAUUUUCUGUGAAAUACAACAAUUCCAGAUAUAUGAUCGAAACAAUCUGCAGAAUUUCAUUUUGUUCAUCUUUUUUCGCUCCUUUAUCACGGGGAAAAACACUCGCUGAUAAGGAAUUUUAUAUCCGCUAUGUAAUUUCAUUCUCAGAAAAAUAAGACAAAAGAUAAAUGAAGUUUACGAGAGUCAGUAAGAAUUAUAGAAGAACUAAUCUGAUGACAAUGGCAUAAGAGUUAGAGGUACGAGUGAACGAUUGCGCAAAUGUAGGGGGUGAUAAAACAAUUGAAAGUGAAUGAAAGUAUGGAGUUUCAAUGGUUUUACUCAAGAACAUCCGAUGGUACUACACAUGGAGAAAUAAAAAUGAUACGAAAUACCAGUGAAAGAGCAAUGAAAAACAAAACAGGAAAUAUGUGUAAUUGAAUCACAACGCACGUUUUACCAAAUAAACAAUGGAAUACUGCAUGCAUAGGAAUUUACCCAAUAGUAAUCCUACGAUUUAAGAAUAAAAAAAAACUAGGUAAAAAAUUAGCGUUAAUAAUAAAAUUAACAAAAAUAAAAACGAAAUGUCUAUGUUUAUAUAAUGUAACAAAAUUCUCGAAAAUAUGAAACGCUAUUAAAAAUAAAUGGAUGUGAAGUUUA